Molecule: messenger RNA, 780 nt
Organism: Orycteropus afer afer
Lineage: Eukaryota; Metazoa; Chordata; Mammalia; Tubulidentata; Orycteropodidae
Product: kallikrein-8-like
Exons: 5
Coding region: 1-780 (259 amino acids)
Biological process (GO): proteolysis; memory; neuron projection morphogenesis
Molecular function (GO): serine-type endopeptidase activity
Source: RefSeq, a predicted model, not a curated record
AUGGGCUGCCCCCCACCUGGCACUGCCUUCACCUGGAUGUUGCUGCUUUUGCUGUUGGAGGCCUGGACAGGACACCUGAGGGCCCAGGAGCCCAAAGUGCUGGGGGGCAAGGAGUGUGAACCCCAUUCACAGCCAUGGCAGGUGGGCUUGUUCCAGGGCACCCGGCUGCUCUGUGGCGGUGUCCUCAUCGAUGACAGCUGGGUCCUCACAGCCGCCCACUGUAAGAAACCGAAGUACACAGUUCGCCUGGGAGAUCACAACCUGAACAGUAAAGACGGGCGCGAGCAAGAAAUGGCCGUGGCCCAGUCCAUCCCUCACCCCGGCUACAACAGCAGCAGCCAGGACCACAAGCAUGACCUAAUGCUCAUUCGCCUGCGGGGUCAGGCGUCCCUGGGGUCCACAGUAAAGCCCAUCCAGUUGGCGGACCGCUGCCCCGAGGCCGGCCAGCAGUGCACCAUCUCAGGCUGGGGUACUGUCACCAGCCCCCGAGAGAAUUUUCCUGACACCCUCAACUGCGCAGAGAUCAAAAUCUUUCCUCGGAAGCAAUGUGAGGACGCCUACCCCAGGAAGGUCACAGAUGGUAUGAUCUGUGCAGGUGACAGUAGUGGAGCUGACACGUGCCAGGGCGAUUCUGGGGGCCCGCUGGUGUGUAGAGGUGUCCUCCAGGGCAUCACAUCCUGGGGUUCAGACCCCUGUGGGCAGCCCAAGAGACCUGGUGUCUACACCAACAUCUGCCGCUACCUGGACUGGAUCAAGAAGACCGUCGGAAACAGAGGCUGA